AUGGAUUGGUGCGGUUGCGAGUUCAUUUGUCGGCCCGACACAUGCCCCAAUGCUGUAACUAGCAUUUUCUGCGCCCGAAACAAUUGUCUGAACGGCAAAUACUGCGGCAAUCGUCUGCGGACUCUGGACGGGCUGCGAUUGGCCAGCGGGGAUGUUGGAUAUUCUGUUUUUACGACCGAGAAAAUCUUUGAGGGUGCUAUAGUGGCAGAGUAUGCAGGCGUUCUCACCACACACGACUACAGCAAGGACAAAAAGCGAAUCAGCGACUAUACAAUUGGGCUCGAGACACGUUCGACUCGCAGACAAAAAUUGUGGAUCGAGGCCCGCGACAAAGGGAACAUCGCACGGCUCAUGAACCAUUCGUGCGAAGCAAACUGCAAAUUCUAUGAAGUCCAGAAUCGACGCUUCGUUACGGUCGUGGUGGUGGCGAUGGAAUACAUUGGUGCGGGGUCCGAAGUUACUGUUGACUACGGGGAUGAGCUCUGGUUUACAUGUUUGUGUGGUUCCGAAGAUUGUCGUGGUGGGUCUGACGAGGAGCUCAGCGAAGACGGAAAUGGCACGGUUGCUAGCGGUAUGACUUCGGACUAG
Molecule: messenger RNA, 588 nt
Organism: Phytophthora sojae
Lineage: Eukaryota; Oomycota; Peronosporomycetes; Peronosporales; Peronosporaceae
Exons: 1
Coding region: 1-588 (195 amino acids)
Biological process (GO): regulation of DNA-templated transcription
Cellular component (GO): nucleus; chromatin
Molecular function (GO): protein binding; histone H3K36 methyltransferase activity
Source: RefSeq, a predicted model, not a curated record